AUGCCGUGUGAACUGUUGUCUCGAGUCUACUCAACGAAUACAGUGGUGGAGGGAAUCGAGAUUGUAAAAAAGGAGGUUGGGAUGGAUGCCUUAACUUCUCCCGACGCUGCUCUCGAGCAAGAGCUUCUGAAACUUGAGGAGAUGGAGCUUAAGAGACAGCGUGGAAUUGCAACUCCUGUUCGCUCGAUGGCUUUGCAAGCGGAACCCGAUGAAGAUACAGUACCAGCUUCGAUUGAAUAUCGGCCAUUGUCUGGUCCUGGGUCCCCCGAGAUCUCGGCGGAAACGAAUCUUGAGAUGGGUGAUGGGGCCGGUGAGGAGGGUGAGCCCCAGAAGUCUCUUAAUGAAGAAGAUACCAUGAUGGCAGCGUGGUUUGGUGUUUACGAUGAUCAUUUUGGUGGCCCAACUUCCCCGGGUUCACCAGUGGUACCUUGUGCAUCUGACCCCUACGUGGAUGCUGUUGAUUUGGGUGAUCAGGAUGUCUCAAACGAGAACACCGGCAUCGUGCAGAACUCCGAGGAGGUAAAGAAGGUGGAGAAGGUUGCCCCUGCUGCUGGGGAUACACCCAAAGCAACUGGUGAAAGCAAUGAGAUGAAGAGGCUCAGGCGGGUGAUGCAGCCACGGGCCGAUGGAACACACAUUGUUCCCCAAGAGAUUGUGGACAAGUGGGCGGAGGAGUUCAUCAAGAGGUGCCGCCGCAAGGUGGAAUCCAUCAAAGAGUCCCAAUUGGAAGUGGAUGGUGAGUUUAUGUCGGAGCAGGAUAUGCUGGAUGAGAACUACAAGCCGAACAAGAUUGCUGCAAUCAAAGCUGACUGCGCGAAGGUCAGCGGUUGGAUCCGGCGAGACAGGUAUGAGAAACAUGUGAAGCUCUACUGGGUGGAGAAGAACCUGAAGGGAAAAUCCCUGAAGAAGCGACGUGAAAUUCUUGAAUAUGAAGAGGAGAUAGACGAGGAGAAGUUUGACGGCAUGAUGGCAUCGAGCUUGGCUAACCCAAUGCCAGGGGGGUUUGAACUGCCUGAGGACACAACAGACCCUACAAUUGUCAUUGAAGCUGAUGGAGAUGAAGAUACCAAGAAAAGUUUGAAGAUGCUGGCUUUCCCGGUUAUGGAUGAUGAUGCUGUCCCAAGCUCAUACAUUCAAAAGGUUCAGGGUGCCAUUGGCAAAUGGCGGGUCAAGAUGCACGCGAUGGUCGCAGUCAAGGAUGAACUUGAAGAAGUCCCCGAGUCUAUGGGCCAGCUCUUUGACAAGGCAUUGGAGUUCGACGAAAAAUUGAAGGAGGUGGAGGAAAAAAUCAUGACCAUCAAUAUGCAGGGAAUCGUUGAUGGAUUCACCAAAGGGCACCAAGAUGAUUUGGUGGAGCAUUUCAAGACCAGCCGCCAAUGGCAACAGGUUGCUCUCUUCAGGAACCACGUUGGUGCAGCACUUUGUGUCUUCAAAAUUGGGGUGUGCAAAUGCUUUGAACUUGUCGACCCGGGCGCAGUCUUUGCCUCAAACAACGUGCCGUUUGUCAACCACAUCAAGGGGCUUGUGAGAAAGCGACAGCGUGAAGCUGAUAGCAAGGAACAGUCCAAUACCCCACCGCCAAAGGCGGUCAAGAAAGAGCCGAAGUCUGGGAAUAGGUCCCUGGGCGGAGGUGCAGGUUCGUCUUCAGGACCCUUGUUGGAGCAUUUGGUGGAGAAAAUUGCUGAUGGGGCACCUGCAAAGUCUUUAGCAGAACAUCAUCAAGCCUUAGCACAGGAGCUGAAGAGCUGUCCGGAGCUGGCAGGUCACUUGUCAACCAGGGGCAUUGGAGGUGACACCAAGAAUUCUUCAAGGCAGUACAAGCGUUUGGUCCAAAGAGGUGGGUUUGCUAUGAAAGUCCCGAACUCCUACCACACCUUUGAGGAGAAUGGGGCUGUUGUCAGCGUGCCUUACUUGAAACCUGACCAAAUGCUGGCCUAUCUACUGUCCACUCACCCCUGGACUGUACUGGGUGGGUUGCAGCCUGGCGAGCACAACCAGCUUUUGUCAAGUUUCUGGAGGCAGUACAGAAAGGAACAUGGUUCCCACGCUGUUUUCGCAAUGGCUGAGAGGAAAGAAUUGGAUUUAGAGUUUACUGUGCCAUUACUUCUACACGGAGAUGGUGGGCGCACCACCAAAAAGCAGCCGUUAGAAGUUGUUAGCCUAUGUCCAGUCUUAGGCCUUGACACUGAACAGAAGGAAUUGAAAUGUACAUGUGCAAAUGGGAAUGUAUAUUCUGGAAAGCGCAAGAGAAUCCCACUGGCGCAAAGACUAAAUCUGAAGAAUUCUUCCUACACUACGCAUUUUUUGGCUUUUGCACUGCCAGCCAAGAAAUACAAGAAGACUCCCGGGGUGCUGCGUUCAUUGCUCCAAGCUGUUUCUGACAAUCUUGGUCAAGUAUGUCGAACUGGCUUGCCUUGCACACAUCGGGGCAGAGUAUUUCGAUUUCAUUUUGCAGUCUUGGGUAUGAAAGGGGAUCAAGAAUGGCACGCCAAAUCAGGGCUACUGAACCGUAGCUACCAAAACGUUGGAUACAAGAAUUGUAUCCCAUGCUGUAGCCUUUGCGGAGCAGGAGGCGAUGGCCUGCCCUUUGAAGAUUUUUCCCUUCAGGCUGCUUGGAGGGCAACUAUUUGUCAAGCUCCUCCGUGGACUUCAAGUCCUCCCUUUGAGGCUAUUCCAUUUGAGGAUUGGUCUUCAGGUUCAGCGAGCCAAUUCUUCAAGCAAGACAUUUUUCACGUCUUUAGACUUGGUAUAGCCCGAAACUACAUUGGUUCAGCUUUGGUAUACCUAUGUAUGGAGGGUUACUUUGACUCUUCUGGAGAUGGACGCGGCCUGGAAGAGAGAUUGGCCAGGGCAUGGUCUCAUUUCUCCCUGUGGUGUGACACAGAAAAGGUUUCCCCAGCUGGUAUCCGUAGCUUCUCCAAACAGAAGUUGCACAUUCCUACAGCGGGAUCUUUUCCCUGGGUGGGAUGCAAAGGCUCCGAUACAAUUCUUCUGUUGAAGUGGUUGCGUUUUUACUGCAAGAUCCAGCUAUGUUUGGACCCUUCUUCUUCUUCAUCUUCGAUGCUCGGGAUCAUAGCUGGGGGUUGUGAGAAUGGCCUGGCUUUUCAGGGUGUCUACAGGCAUGGGAUCUGGUUGAAGAACUCUUGCAGAGAGAAACUCAUGAGGAACGCGCAAAGAUUCAUCACAGCGUAUGCGAAGCUUGCUUCUGAAGCGUAUCAAAGGGGGUCCCAACUGUAUGCAAUGGUUCCCAAAAUCCAUUCCCUUGACCAUAUCAAGGUGUCCCUGGAGCCGGAUCCAAACAAGGAUUUCUUUUUGAACCCAGCAACAUUUUGUUGCUCGAUGAGCGAAGAUUUCAUUGGAAGAGUUUCUCGUCAAAGCCGUAGGAUCUCAUAUAUCAAAAUUGAAGAGAACACUCUACUGGCGUACAAGAUCAAAGCCAGAUUCCAGCUGCAGCGUUUGAAGAAAAACAGGCGUCUGUAG
Molecule: messenger RNA, 3480 nt
Organism: Cladocopium goreaui
Lineage: Eukaryota; Dinophyceae; Suessiales; Symbiodiniaceae
Source: the annotation of a GenBank genome assembly